This is a messenger RNA of Raphanus sativus (radish), 591 nucleotides long. Its product is annotated as copper transporter 3. The record is from RefSeq and is a predicted model, not a curated record. Gene Ontology annotation, biological process: copper ion transmembrane transport; intracellular copper ion homeostasis. NCBI's taxonomy places the organism in Eukaryota, Viridiplantae, Streptophyta, Magnoliopsida, Brassicales, Brassicaceae. Gene Ontology annotation, cellular component: plasma membrane. The transcript has a single exon. Bases 82 to 543 code for a protein of 153 amino acids. Gene Ontology annotation, molecular function: copper ion transmembrane transporter activity.
UUAUAAAUACCCUAACAGCUGCACACACCCACACAGCCAAACCCUUACAUCUCAAGUUAAUUAAGAAAAUCUUUAUUCAAUAUGAACGGCAUGAGUGGAUCUUCUUCGUCGGCUCCUGCACCUUCACCGUCAGCGUUCUUUCAACAUCACCGCCGUCAUCGCGGUGGCAUGAUGCACAUGACUUUCUUUUGGGGGAAAAACACGGAGGUUCUAUUCGAUGGCUGGCCAGGGACCAAUCUGACCAUGUAUUGGGCAUGCCUGGCCACCAUUUUCGUAUUUUCAGCAUUGUCGGAGUGGAUUUCGCGGUGCGGGGUCAUGAAAGCCGGUCCGGCUAGCUUUGGCAGCGGGAUAGUUCAGACGGUGGUUUACACCGUGAGGGCUGGUUUGUCUUAUUUGAUCAUGUUGGCUGUGAUGUCAUUCAAUGGAGGAGUCUUCUUGGCUGCAAUGGCUGGCUUUGGCUUAGGGUUUAUGAUUUUUGGAAGUAGGGCUUUUAGGGAAACUGGUAGUAAUCACAAUCACACGGAGGUUCAAUCACAUUGUUAACUCCCUGUGACAUCCAAUAAUAAUGAAAAUAAAAUCACAUUCUGGGAA